Pan troglodytes (chimpanzee) is the source of this 8028-nucleotide messenger RNA. RefSeq names its product secretoglobin family 2B member 2 (gene SCGB2B2). Bases 3556 to 4593 code for a protein of 345 amino acids. Gene Ontology annotation, biological process: regulation of transcription by RNA polymerase II. The transcript has 3 exons. Gene Ontology annotation, molecular function: RNA polymerase II cis-regulatory region sequence-specific DNA binding; DNA-binding transcription factor activity, RNA polymerase II-specific. NCBI's taxonomy places the organism in Eukaryota, Metazoa, Chordata, Mammalia, Primates, Hominidae. The record is from RefSeq and is a predicted model, not a curated record.
ACUCCUGAAGCCAGCCAGACCAGGAACCCACCAGAAGGAACCAAUUCCGGACACAUAACAAGCAGCAGUGAGGACACCAAAGGUAUUAUGGGAACUUUCAGAGGAAGCUAUUCAAAAGGCAGGAGUGAGACCCAUCAAAGAGCAAGAUCUAAACCAGUGAAGAGGAAGAAAGGGUAAGCAAAUUCUCUGCGGACCCAAGAUAGGUCCUCAAGCAUUGGAAAAGAGCGCCUCCUGGUGGUGUUUGAGCAGAAGUAAGUUAAAUUUGACCUGUAAGCCUGAUGGCUCCUGAACAAAGUUCAGUGGGAAAAUUCUUUGUGGUCCCUUUACAGCAUGCUGUUAAGGUGUAUAACCACAUGAAGAAGGACCCUACUGGAUUUGUUCUGGUGACAUUAUAUAGCAAUUACUUAUGAUACUAUGCACGAAUAGCCUGCAUACAUAGUCCCCAGAUCUUGAGUAUGUGAUGCUUGGAAGCAUAAUACAUCUUUUGCAGGCAUCACUCGAAUGUGUUUUCUAUAUUUGGUAGUGAUUAGGUUACUAAUUGGAAAGGUUAGGAUAUUGUUUCCAGCAAGUGUAGGAAAACAAGUGAUAGUGAUGUCUAGAAUAUCAAGAUAGCUUUCUGUUCUUCCUUUGGAGCGUCACGGUGAAUUGGGAACACAGGGAGGCACUGGCAUUUGUGAAAUUGCUUCUUGAGUUUUUGGCAUUAGCCCACAAGCCCAAGGAUUGCUCAAGUUUUUUGCUACAGAAUAAGCCUUAGGUAAAGCUAUCCACAGAUUAUGGUCCCAUGGAUUUUCCUGUAAGGAAAAGGAAAUAAUUGGGGCAGAAGAAAAUUAGGGGAAAAAAAGUAAAAGGAUACGGCUUUCAGGAUGGAGGUAAGUCUUGGCCCAUGGUCUUAGGAGAGCUGUACAUAUGUAAGAUGCUGUCUGCUUCUGGAGAAAAACUUCAAGAGUCUGCAGAGGUCCCUUUGAAUUGUGUGAUGUAGAUCUAAGGUUUGCAACCCUGAAGUUUUACUGCAAUUUGGGUGGGAAGAAGAACUUGAUAUGGUCCCUUUUAGUGGGGUUUAAGGGCAAUCUUCCUCUGAUAUCAUUUCCAGAAGACCCAAUCUCCAGAUUCCAAAUCAUGCAGGGCUUGAUUGUUCUCAUUGGUGGAUCAUGAAAAGCUUCCUUUACCUGGUGAUAAUAUAUUUUGGCAUUAAACCUUUGAAGUAUUUAGUCAUAUCAGAGUUUAAGAGAGUGAAAUUCUAUUAUUAGGGGCAUAAACUUUCCAGUGACUAUUUUAUCAGGGGCCAAUUUAUGCUUUCUGGUGGGGAUGAAUCUGAUUGCUAUCAAGGCCAAUGGUAAUACAGUUGGCCGUGGAAAUAUAAUCAAUUCAAUGAGCUUUGCCGAUUUCAGUUUUGUUUUUGUUUUUGUUGUUGUCAUUGUUUGUUUUUUUGGGGGGGAUGGGUGUUCCUUUUUUUUGUUUGUUUUGGAGACAGGAUCUUCCUCUGUCAUCCAGGCUGGAGUGCAGUGACGCAAUCUUGGCUCACUGCAACCUUCACCUCCUGGAUUCAAGCGAUUCUCCUGCUUCAGCCUCCAGAGUAGCUGGGAUUACAGGCAUGCACCACAGGCUAAUUUUUUGUAUUUUUAGUAGAGAUGGGGUUUUGCCAUGUUGGCCAGGCUGGUCUCGAACUCCUGACCUCAAGUGAUCUGCCCACCUCAGCUUCCAAAAGUGCUGGGAUUGCAGGCGCGAGCCACUGCACCCAGCCCAAUUUCAGUUUCAAAAUGCCAUUUGUCCUUUUGACCUUUCCAGAAGACUGAGGGUGAUAAGGACAGUGUUAAUGCCACUGUGUCCAUGACAUCUUAUGUUACAUAACUACUUUAUAACUUGUCCAGUAAAAUGGUCUCCCUUUAACACUGGGGAUUUCUCCAGGGAUGCCCCAGCAAGGAAACACAUUUUCUAAUAACUUUCUAAUGAUUUUUUAAACUACUGUCACAGCCUCAGCUUACCUACCUCUACCCAACCAGAAAACAUUCAAACUCUUAAGAGAACAUACUGAUAUGCCAUUGAAGUUGGCAAUUGAGAGAAAUCCAUCUGUCAGUUUUUAAAUAGCCCAUCGGGUGGUGUAUUCCCACCUGAAAUUUUAAUUGCCUUUCCAGAAUUACGGGUUUGACAAACCAAACAUUCAUUAUUUUCCUCUCUAGAGAGAGUUUUUGCCUUGUAGAUCUGAUCAGGAAAAAAUAAAAACAAUAUAAAUAAAUAACACAAAAUAUUUAUUAUCAACCAUUUUAGCAAUUUUAGAAAAAUCACCCAGCCAUUUUUUUUUUUUUUUUUAUGAUUUUGCCUGUCUCAUGAUGAGUUGUGGAGUGUAGCGCUUUUAAGAAUUGAAGCUCGAGGGACUCACGAUGGACCCGGUGUCUGUCUGCGAUGUGAUGCUGGAGAACUUUGCACUUGUGGCCUCGCUGGGCCUUGCAUCUUCCCAGACUCAGGUAGUUGUCCACUUGGGGCUGGAGGAAGAGACAUGGAUGCCUGACAAAGCUAUGGGAGGAGGGACUCUGGGGGGGACUGGCUCUGGUAAGUGGGAAGUGAGGGAUGGCUUAACAUCAGGGCUGGGUUCUCAUGAUUCCAGCAACCUUGCCAGUGUCCAUCAUUGUUUUUAUACCAAGGGCAGGGGCCAUAACUCUUUUCUAUGUUUUGCAUUCUUGACAUUUUGCCCAUUUCUCUUUCCUACACUGACAUCUGGCCAGGGCCGACUCCCACCUCUCUGAUUUCCAGGUCUCACCCCUUCCUUUCCACUGUUCCCUCUGCAGUGUUCUCUAACCCUGAGCUACACAUAAUGUUUUGUGAGAUGUUCACAUAGCCUAAGUAGUUCUUGAACAGCUACUCAGUUGCAGUUGGUUUUCCUGAGUCUGGACACACCCUUUUGUUCAGUGCUCCUGUGUCACCAGCAGACAAGCUCCUGCUAAAAGCCAUUGCAGAGAAGUGAGAGGGAGAUGCAGCCUCUCCUUCCUGGGCUGCAUCCCAUCACUGUGCCCUUGCUCCUCCCUAGACCUCCCCGUUGUAUCAUGAUGCCAGGCUUAGCGCAGUAGACUCUUUGUCACCUGUAACCCCCGUAGCCCCCCAAGAGUCCUGUGUACUUGUUCCUGCAUUUGUAAGACACACACUGUGAUAGGGCUGCCUCUCCCACGAAAGUCAGUCCUAGACCAGGAGUCUUGCAAUGAACCCAGUAGAUCCCACCAGGCUGUAUGUAUACUUCAAUAUUUCUUUGCUUUCAGGUUGUUGGUUUCUAAUGGAGGAUGAGGAGCCAUCUUCUCAAGGAGUGUCACAGGUCAGGGCUCCUAAGGCAAGUCCAGCUGCCCAGAAAGCCUCCCCUUGUAGGAUUUGUGGUCCAGUCAUGAAAGACAUUUUGCUCUUGGCUGAGCAUCAGGGAAUCCACCCCGGGCACAAACUGCACACACGGGGGGCAUGUGGGAGACAAUUCUGGGUCAGUACAGACACCCCCUAGCACCAGAGGCAGCACAGUGGAGAGAACUGCCUCAGCAGAGAUAAGGAUAGGGCUUUGUUAAGAACUGCAGAGUCUACAUGUCAGUGAAUCCCUUCACAUGUGGGUACUGUGAGAAGGACCUCCUGCCCAGUUCAGGCCUUCUCCAGUACCAGACCCAGAAUUCACCCAGAAAUACUGAGUGCAAGGAGGCCUCUCACAUUGGAGAAGGGUAUCACAGGUGCAGUGAAUGUGGGAAAGCCUUUAGCCACAGAAAUAGGCUUUGUGAGCACCAGAGAGUCCACAGCAGAGAAAGACCUUACAAAUGCAGUGAAUGUGGGAAAUUCUUCAGUCAUAACUCUAGCCUUACUGUACACCGGAGAGUUCACAUGGGUUUAAUGCCUUAUGGGUGCAGCGAAUGUGGGAAAGCCUACAGAAAAAGCUCCCAUCUUGUUCAACACAAGAAAGUUCACACUGGAGAGAGGUCUUAUGAGUGCAGUGAAUGUGGAAAAGCCUACAGCAGAAGCACCCACCUUGUUAGGCAUAAAAACCUUCACACUGGAGAAAGGGCUUACAGAUGCAGUGAAUGUGGGAAAGCCUAUAGCAGCAAACACACGCUCAUUCAGCACCAGAGAGUCCACACUGGAGAAAGUCCACACUGGAGUGCAGCAAAUGUGCGAAAUUAUUUAGCCAGAAUUCCAGCAUUAUUAUACACCCGAGAGUUCCCAGUGGAGCCAGGCCUUAUGAAUGCAGUGAAUGUGGGAAAUCCUUUAGACAAAGCUAUGGCCUUAUUGAACACCAGAGAAUUCACACUGGGGCAAAGCCUUAUAAGUGUAGUGAAUGUGGGAAAUGCUUCAGCUGCAAAAUCACACUUGCUCGGCAUUGGAGAAUCCACACUGGAGAAAGGCCUUAUAAGUGCACUGAAUGUGGGAAGGUUUUUAGCCAAAUCUCUGGCCUUAUUGCACAUCAGAGAGUUCACACUGGUGAAAGGCUAUAGGAGUGCACAGAAUGUGGGAAAUCUUUUAGCCAAAGAUCCAGCCUCAUUUUACACCGGAGAGUUCACACUGGUGAAAGGCCCUAUGCGUGCAGCGAAUGUGGGAAAGCCUUCAGCGUUAAAUCUAUACUUGUUCAACACCUGAGAGUCCAUACUAGAAAAAGACCUUAUGAGUGUAGUGAAUGUAGGAAAUUAUUUAGCCACAAGUCCAACCUCAUUAAAUAUAAAAAAAAAUCACACUGGAGAAAAGGCUUAAACCAACAGCCUAUGUGGUGCCAGAAAGUUCACCCUGGAGGAAGGCCUUGGAAUGCAGGGAGUAUGCUGUCUGCUUGGUCCACAUAGUGGGUGACACCAGACAGAAGCUCUGAAAGUAGCCUUUGUGUAGUAGCUAUCAGCCAAAAGUUAAUCUCACAUCUGGACAUCCAUGCUGGAGAGAUUCCGUGUGAGUGCCAGGUAGGUGGGAAGCUUUCAGGAGUUGCAUUGCACUUUCUAACCUGCCUAAGGCUCUUACCUGAGUUCUGUCACUGCCGGUACCUGUGGGAGAAGCCAUUUCACCUCUACCAGCUGGCAAGUGUACCUUAGGUUACCCAGGGUGCUCAGUGAAGGCAGACCUCUGUACUCCCUCCGCUUCCCUGGAGGAAAUCAUGAGUGGGCUGAGGCCAUUGGAGACCACCAUAAUUACAUUCACAUACUGCAUGUGAUUCAUAGAGCUCAGGGCAACAAAAUAGAGGGUAUGUGCCCCAUCUAAACAUGCUUCCAGAGUGUGCUAUAGCUGUGAGGCAUGAGGGUACACAGAUUAUUCUCAGGACUUCCAGAUUUAGUCUCCUGUGCACAAGGUCAAUGGCAGAGCAAAUAAUCUGAAUGUGUUCUGGAUUGCUGAGGCUGUUGUGGCUGUUCACCUCUAGGCCAUUGCUACACAAGCAAGAAACGGGACAGAGAGGAGAGAUCAGAGUCUAGGCAUGUGACUUCUGUGACUCACAAACAAGCUUUAUUGCUCGCUAGUCUUUGCUCCCAUUGAAGCAGGGCUGUCCCUUCCAAAGAAUGAGAAUAGUUAUGGAGUCCCUUAUAUAUGUACUAAAUUUUCUGGUUUUUCAAGAGAAGCAGGAGACCCAGAUUUUUUAUGUGGAGCCAUUUUUUUAAAGCUCUAUUGAGAUAUUGUCGUGCAGUAAACUGUGCAUAUUUAAAAUGUAAAUGUAUUAAGUGUUAUCUAAUGUGUACACCCAGGAAACCAUCACCAUAAUGAUGAUAAUGAGCAGAUUCAUCACCUUCAAAGUCAUCUCAGCCCCCUUUAAAAUCCCUCUUUCCCUCCCUCCCUGGCACCCCAUUCCCACAAACAUUGAUUUACUGUCUCUUGCUGUAGACUUAUUUUCUUUUUCUAAAACUUUACAUAAAUGGAAUAACAAAAUGCUGUUUUUUGCUUUUUUCUCACUCAGCAUAAUUAUUUUGAGAUUCCUCCAUGUUGCAUGUAUCAACACUUCAUUGUUUUAUUACAGACUCGUGUAUAGCUUUAUAUAGAUACUCCACAAUUUUUCUGCUCAUUUGUUAAAGGACAUUUGGAUUGCUUCUAGUUUGGGGCUAUUACAAAUAAAGCUGCUAUCCACAUUCAUGUACUAGUCUUUCUUAUAUGUUAAUACCUAGGAGUAACAGGACUGAGUGUUUCAUUUCUACCUGUGGGAUGUUAAUUUAUACAGGUGACUAAGUGACAACACAGAGAAGCCAGUGCCAUUGAAAUAAUUUACCAUUCACAUUUUCCAAGAGAAGGAAAGGCAUCAUGCCACAGAGGGCCACAUGGAAAGCACCAGUGUUGGUCAGGAGGCAGGAGCAAGGGGAAAACAUAGGCCACAGCCUUUAUUGGGGUUUCCAUGGAAAAGACCAGGCAGGGCAGAGUAAGCAGCUUGCGAUUAGCUAGUUUGCAUAAUUUCAGCAGGCUUUGGCCUACAGGGUUGGUCUCUGAUUGCCUGGUACUUGGUCCUGGGGUGCUUUAGUGCAGAAGAGAUAUUGGCGUGGAGUGUGAGAGUUGGAUAAAGAGGUAAUUGGGGCUGUAGACUCUGGACUGGUUGGUUGUAUAUGAGAGAGGUGCUCUGGGUCAAGCCUUUUGCCAUCUCUAAGAAAGGGCUAGCCCUGGGAGGAGCAGUCUUUCCAGAGCCAGCAAACUUUUAAAGAUGUCACCAUAAAAUACAGAAAAUAAGCAUAAGCACACCAACUUACAGGGUAAGUGGAUGUUUACCUUUUUCAAACUGACAAAUUGUGUUCCAAAGUGGUUAUACUAUUUUACAUUCUCUCCACAGUGUUACGAGGAUUUCAGGAACUCCAUGUCCUCACCAACACUUGGUAUGGUCAGUGUUUAAUUUUCACCAUUCUCAUUUGGUGUGUAGUGGUAUUUCUCUGUGAUUUUACUUUGAAUCCCCCUAAUGACUAAUGUUUACAAUUUUUAUGUGUACUACUGCCAUCCCUCUGUCUUCUUUGGACUUUUAAGUGUUCAAAUCUUUUGCCCAUUUAAACUUUUUUCUUUAUUAUUGAGUUUUGAGGGUUCUUAAUAAAUAUUGAAUACAAGUCCUCCUUCAGAUAUGUGAUUUGCCAGUAUAGUUUUCUAGCCUGUGGAUCUUUUUUACCUUCAUCUUAACAGUCUGUCCUAUAGCAGAAAAUUUUACUGUUGACAAAGUUGAAUGUGUUAUUUUUCCUUUGAUUGAACAUAUUUUUGGUACAUAUUUCAGAAGUAUUUGCCAAGAUUUAAGAAAUUAUUUCAUGUUACUUAAAGUUUUAUACUUUUAGGUUUAUAAUCCAGUUUGAGGUAGUUCUUGAAUAUUGUAUACCAUGUGAGGUUUGGGGUCACAGCUUUACAGUGUUGUUUUUUGGUUUUUGUUUUAAUACGGAUGUCCAGUUCAUUCAACAACAUUUCUUUAAAACACGAUCUUCAGUGAGUUGCCUUUGCACCUUUCUUUAAAAUUAUUUGAUCUUAUAUUUGUUGGUCUAUUUCUGCACUUCCUUAAUCUGUAUUUUUGCUAAUAUUUUAAAGUCUUAUUUAACAUAAUUUUACACUAUGUCUUUAAAUCAGGCAAUGUAAUCCUUUAACUUUGUACUUCUUUUCAAAUUUUUUUUGUUUUUAUUUUGUUUUGUUUUUGGCUUUUCUAAGUUCUUCGCAUUUCCAUAUGAAUUUUAGAAUUUAGUUGUCAUUUUCUAAUAAAAGUAUUGUGGAUUUUGAUUGGGAUUGCAUUGAAUAUAUGUAUAUCAAUUUGAAGAGAAUUUUAACUUUAACAAUAUUGAGUGUUGUAACCCAUAAACGUGGUAUAUCUCUCCCUUUAUUUAGAUCUUUAAUUUUUCUCAGCAAUCUUUUAUAGUUUUCAGUGUAUAUAUCUUGCACAUCUUAUAUGUCUCAAGUAUAUGUUGUAUGCUCUUGUAAAAAGUACUCUUAAAUUUCAGUUUUAAAUUGGUCAUUGUUAUACAUAGAAAUACAAUUUUUAUAGAAAUAUUAUCUACCCUGUAAACCAGAGGUGUCCAAUCUUUUGGCUUCCCUGGCCCACAGUGGAAGAAGAAUUGUCUCGGGCCACAGAUAAAAUAUACUAAGACUAAUGAUAGAAUG